AUGACAAAUGGUCAGACAGAACGAUUCAACGCAACUUUUAGUCUCGCUUUAGCAGAAUUAUGGGAUGAAGAAGCCAACAACUGGAAUGACUUUGUACCAACAUGUGUUUAUGCAUAUAACACAGGUGAACCCACACCAACUAGCCCUUCACCAUUUCAGUUAAUGUUCGGAAGACGGUCUCGUCUAACAAUUGAAACAAAACAACCAAAAAUCACUCAAACCGAACCAUUAUUACAAAUUUAUUCAGAAAUAAAGAAAAUGUUUUCAGAAACGUACAAAAGCAAAUAUCACAAUCAACUUACAAAGAAAAGAUAUGAUCAAAAUAAGUCUAAUCCGAAAUAUUCAAUUGAUCAACUGAUGGUGAUAGUAACUGAUGUAAGUAAACAAGAUAGUAACCCAUAA
This is a messenger RNA of Didymodactylos carnosus, 402 nucleotides long. The record is from the annotation of a GenBank genome assembly. NCBI's taxonomy places the organism in Eukaryota, Metazoa, Rotifera, Eurotatoria, Philodinida, Philodinidae.